This is a messenger RNA of Ficedula albicollis (Collared flycatcher), 610 nucleotides long. RefSeq names its product cytochrome c oxidase subunit 5A, mitochondrial. Gene Ontology annotation, cellular component: mitochondrial inner membrane. The record is from RefSeq and is a predicted model, not a curated record. Gene Ontology annotation, biological process: mitochondrial electron transport, cytochrome c to oxygen. The transcript has 5 exons. Bases 16 to 435 code for a protein of 139 amino acids. Lineage: Eukaryota; Metazoa; Chordata; Aves; Passeriformes; Muscicapidae.
CAGGUAGCAGCUUUGAUGUGGAAAAGAAGCACAGCAGCAAUUGGAAAACACACCCUGGAAAUCCAGAGUUUUCAUUCUCCUGCUGUGCUUCCUGCCCGCUGCUACUCUCACGGGUCACAAGAAUCAGAUGAAGAGUUCGAUGCUCGCUGGGUGACGUAUUUCAACAAGCCAGAUAUCGAUGCCUGGGAGCUCAGGAAAGGCAUAAACACACUGGUGGGUUACGACCUGGUCCCGGAGCCCAAAAUCAUCGACGCGGCUCUGCGGGCCUGCAGACGGUUAAAUGACUUUGCCAGCGCUGUCCGCAUCCUAGAAGUUGUAAAGGACAAGGCAGGACCCCACAAGGAAAUCUAUCCUUACGUUAUCCAGGAGCUUAGACCAACUUUGAGUGAACUUGGGAUCUCCACUCCAGAGGAACUGGGCCUGGACAAAGCAUAAACCUUGUUGGUGCAUCACUCAAGCGUUUUACUGAUGCUACCUGAUUGUACACGGUCACUUGGAGAGACAAAACUUUAAAUCUGACCCGAAAUAACUUCCUUUAUUGAGUCACAAUGGAAGUUCUGUGGAGCUGGGCCUAAUAAAAGGAAAAACUGGUUUGACUGAUGUUCUUCCA